AUGCCAGGUGCACAAUAUUAUGAUGGUAAGAAGUUAAAUAUUCCAAUUUCAAAAGAGGCUGCAGUUGAACUCAUUGAACGAUGGAUUCAUCAGGGAAUAAGCAGUAUGAUGGCUUGUAUUGCCACCCAACGCCUAAGCAAAUUAAACGAAUAUGAACGGAAUCGAGUGCAAAAGUGUUCACAAGCCGCUCAGGACAUUUAUGAACAGGCAAGAUGUGUAGUCCGAGCCAUUGAUGCAAAACCGAAACAGAUGGAUCCUACAAGAAUUUCACAUAUGCAAAAGCUGCAAAAAUUAAUGGAUGGAAAACAGAAGAUAGACGGUGCUAUAAUCCAAUCUGAAUCACAUCACAUCGAUUUCAAUCGAAGCAGGAAAAGGGAACAGGUGGAAUUCCGAACACGGCGAAGUGUAAUCAAUCGCCACAGUUAUAAAUUACACACUGAAUACGAACAUUUGACACCCUUUGGUAUUCUCGGCAAAUACUUAUCGAAGAUGACAAGAAUUAUCAAAAAUAAGGACCCGAAUUCAUCAUGGAAGAAAACGAUGUAUGAAAUCGAAAGUUUAAAACGACGAGAACAAGAAAAAAAUGAUUUCGCUGAGCAAUUACAGAAACGAUUUCCAUUCAGUUUCAAAAAUGCGGAACCUAAAUUAACACCGGUGAGCACUUUUAAGCAAAUUGUCGGAUUAAAUUCAAUAAUUUUGGAAGAAAAACUCUUAGCGAAAGAAUUACAUAUAUCGAAACAUCUUCUGCAAGGUUUGGAUAAAAACAAUGUGAAAACAAAAAAAACUUUGGAAAUUGUUCGACUCUUUCAACGAGCAGUUAAACUUGCGAUGGUUCUUAAUGGUGCCAACGGUACCAAAUUAGAAAAUAAGACACUCAGAUUUGGUUCACCGCGUCUGUUAUCAUUGGUACCUGACAAUGUUAAUGAUCAGAUUAGCAUCUUAUCUCCAUCGCUGUUCAGCAUGCAUGAUAAAGGCAAAGGCUUAGAAGCAUUAACCAGCAUUCCCGAAUUGCUGAAAGUUGCCGGUAAUAAGGAUUACGAGGAAUGGCUAAACUUCAUUAUAGAAGCAUCCGGUACAACUGAUGCAAUACAUAAAUUGAAGGAAAAAGAUGAAUUGGAUUGGCUACCACCCGGUUAUAAAUCAAUGCCACGUGGAAUAGAUGGUCAACCGAUGUUUUUUACGAAGGAAAACGUGACAGAAUUUGAUCCUGAAUUGGCUAGGAAAGUGGAACUUUUCGAAAAUUUGACACAUUCACUUACGCCAAAACAGUUAAUGGACUUCAAUACAACCGGAUUCUCGAUGAUGACCCCAAAGCAGCUGACAAUGUUCUAUGGCCCACAGUCACCUUUAAACAACAGCAAAGCGUUGGAUUUCUUCAAGUCACUAAGUGAAGAUGACAUGCACCGUCACAUUCUUAGCGAUAUCCGUGAUAUGGCUAAGAUGCAUUCUUCUUUGAAAAUACGUCGAAAACGACAAAACGUACUUGCUCCUGCAGCCUUCGUCACUAAUAUUCUCAAACCAGGUGGAGCACCAUCCGUCCUGUCACCUGGAGCAUUUGCACUAACAAUUUUGUCUCCAUCAGUUCUAGGUCCUUCUAUAUUAAGUCCAGGUGCGUUCCUUGCCACAAUCUUAUCUCCAAGUGUACUCAGUCCUGCGGUUUUGUCACCAGUAGCAUUUUCUGCUCUUAUCCUGUCACCUUUUUCCCUUAAUCCAGGUAUCUUAAGUCCUGCUGCACUAGCACCAUCUAUCUUAUCUCCGAACGCAUUAUCACCAGGUAUUGUAUCACCGUCUGUACUUUCACCAGCUAUUUUGAGUCCUUUUGCCCUAAACCCAUCCGUCUUUUCACCAUCCGCACUUGGCGGUUUGGUCGGAAGUCCAUUUGCCCUUUCACCGUCUUUCUUUUCUCCAUCUUAUAUUGCUCUUGUUAUUUUUUCACCGAGCGCUUUCUCGCCCUCAUUCAAUUCGACCGGUAGGGGUGUCACGGUACUGUUUUCACCUAGUAUAGGAAGUUAA
This is a messenger RNA of Brugia pahangi, 2013 nucleotides long. Lineage: Eukaryota; Metazoa; Nematoda; Chromadorea; Rhabditida; Onchocercidae. The record is from the annotation of a GenBank genome assembly.